Messenger RNA from Fusarium poae, 459 nucleotides. RefSeq lists its product as uncharacterized. The record is from RefSeq and is a predicted model, not a curated record. The transcript has a single exon. Bases 1 to 459 code for a protein of 152 amino acids. NCBI's taxonomy places the organism in Eukaryota, Fungi, Ascomycota, Sordariomycetes, Hypocreales, Nectriaceae.
AUGUCGCAACAAACCCUCACCCACGUUCCAUUCCUCUACCGCUUUGUCUUUCUCUGGUUUGAACCAGCAGCUGCAUUCUUUGGCUCCAUACUUUUAUGGACCGACCCCGCGCGAAUUCUCAAUACCAUGAGCCCUGGAAGCAAGUACGCGCCCGACAACCAAGUCAUAUAUGACCAAGUUGCGGCAACAUACACGCUCUUCGCAUUCAAUGAAGCUGUCCUACUGAGAACCACAAACGAUCUACGCGUCUGGCGCACUGUUGUUACUGGAAUAUUGAUAUGCGACGCGUUGCAUAUGUAUGCCAGCUGGGCUGCAUUGGGUAGCGUCUUUUGGAGUCCCGGCGCAUGGAGAUGGGAGGAUUGGAUCAAUUUUGGGAGUUUAUGGGGUCAGGCUGCUGUACGUAUCGCCUUUAUGGCAGGUGUUGGGUUAAAGGGAAAUGUUGGUGUCAAGAAGGAGUAA